Oikopleura dioica is the source of this 450-nucleotide messenger RNA. NCBI's taxonomy places the organism in Eukaryota, Metazoa, Chordata, Appendicularia, Copelata, Oikopleuridae. The record is from the annotation of a GenBank genome assembly.
AUGAAGGAAGAGACAAAAUUGAAACUCAAAAAUUGGAUCGUUUUAUGUUGGGCGACCUUUGAUCUUCUCUUCCACGCUGUCCUCGUUUUUGCAUGGAUAGGUACUGAUGACCUCUUUGUAGCUUCUGCUGCGUUUUAUCUGUUCCCGGAUUUCGAAAUUUGCCGAGCAAAGCUUCUUGAGAAAAGCUGCAAGACCGGCCAAGAUAUGUGCGAUCUUCUUUUCGAAGAAGAGAAAGUCGCCUUGAUGCCUGGUGGCUCGACUUUUCUUAGGCCGGAAGAGGAGCUAACUUCUCGACUUUGUUACAUUGAUUUCAACGGAGGCGAUGCCAUGAAAGCAUCAGAAAAAAUUGGCUUGGAAAAAUCGCUCCCGGAAGAUUUUGUUGAAAAAGAAGUCAAAACAAUGUUUGAUGCGAUUCAAAAACUUUGCAAUUUUGUCAAACGUUAUUCUUAA